AUGUCACUUUCUGGUAAGGAAUUUCUCAAUUUGUAUAAAGCAAACUACGAGGCUGAAUUGGAGAGACUGAAGCUGUUUGACGAGAGAGACGACCAAGACAGCAGAAUUAGACUACUUCGUGCAUGCAUAGAGAAGAAGAUGAAUGAAGUGGUGAAAUACCCAAUUACGGUGGGUGCAUCCAAGUGUAGAAUCAAUAUCACGUGCAUUGGUGACACCAAGAAGGAGUAUCCGAUGACUGGAGAAAGAGUAAGGGCCUACGUUGGAUUCACCAGCAAAAGAAGAGUGGCAAUGGAGGAUACUAAGAUAGGUGUAACAUGCAGAAUACUGUCAGAUGGCCCAAGAAUAGCAGGAGACAACAAGAAGGAGUGGAAGGGGGCUACUUUCUGGGAUAAGUUCAAGAUGGACGUUGAUUUCGUAGAGGAGGCCACCUGGAUCGAGUACUUUGGAAUCAGCAGUGAAAAAUAUCAGGGAUUCUUCAGCAGUGAGAAUGGCAAAGAGUAG
This is a messenger RNA of Enterospora canceri, 501 nucleotides long. The record is from the annotation of a GenBank genome assembly. NCBI's taxonomy places the organism in Eukaryota, Fungi, Microsporidia, Enterocytozoonidae.